AGCAUGAAAUUCUAAUUUUCAGCUCCUUUUCAGUAUAUAUUUAUUAUUUCUAGUUUAAAAUUGAUCUUAAGUAAAGUAUAUACGCAGAUGGAACUCAGAUAUAAAUAGAGGUCAGGACACCCCGAGAAAGAUAGUGGCAGAGUCUAAAAAGAUGGCGGCGUUUUUGGGGAUUGUACACGUUUCACUGCUAAGAUUUAGUUUGAUUUUGCUGCUGACACCGAUAUUCUGGACACUUUCGGGAAGCUUUGAACAGCUAGAAUCGUUGGAUCCCGAAAGGAUGCAAUGGCCGACAAUUUUUGUUGCAAUCCUGGCUAGGAAUAAGGCGCAUUCCCUGCCUUAUACUUUGGGGUACCUGGAGCGACAGGACUACCCGAAAAGCCGACUGGCGCUCUGUGUAUGGAUGCUGAUAACCUGGUGACUAACCCCCGCACCCUGAAGCUCCUGAUCGCACAGAACAGACCCAUCAUCGCACCCAUGCUGGAGAGCAGCACUGCAUACUCCAACUUCUGGUGCGGCAUGACGGAAAAGGGUUACUACAUGCGUACUGACGAGUACAUGCCGACCAUAGAGAGGAAAAGAAGAGGGGUGUUCCCGGUACCCAUGGUGCACUCCACCUACCUGGUGGACCUGCGCAGGGAGGGGUCCAGACAGCUCAGUUAUGACUCCCCUGCGGAGGACUACUUCGGACCUGAGGAUGAUAUCAUACAGUUUGCCUGGUCAGCUAGAACUUCAGGCAUGGAGAUGUUCAUUAUGAACACGGAGGAGUUUGGGUACCUGCCCUCAGCACUGGAUGAUACCAUGAUCCACGACGAGGAAACACUCAAGUUCAAACAGAUCCUGCUGGACCAAAUGUCACAUGACACACCAGAAGGCUAUGUGUUUGACCCCCUGGUGCCGUCUGCUUACAUCUCACACCCCAACAAAACUACUACCAAGAUGGGCUUUGACGAGAUCUUUGUGAUUAACCUGAAGCGACGACCAGAGCGGAGGAAAAGAAUGGUCCACACACUGAAGGAGAUAGGGCUGGACUUCAAACUGAUGGAGGCUGUAGAUGGACUGACUCUGAAUGCCUCUGUGCUGAAGAAGAUGGGAGUGACAGUCCUACCUGAGUAUAAGGACCCUUGGGCAGACAGGAGUAUGACCAUGGGAGAGAUUGGUUGUUUUCUCAGUCACUACAAAAUCUGGGAGGAGAUUGUUGAGAAGAACCUAGACUGGGUUCUUGUCUUUGAGGAUGACAUAAGGUUUGAACCCUUCUUCAAGAGGCGGAUGUACAAGAUGCUAAACGAGAUUGAGGAGAUCCGACUGGACUGGGACCUCAUUUACGUAGGUCGUAAGCGGAUGCAGCUGGAGGGAGAACACUGGGUGCUAGGCUCCACCACCAUGAUCCACGUCACCUACUCCUACUGGACCCUGGGAUACAUGAUCACCUGGAGGGGCGCCAAGAAACUGCUGGACGUCAAACCGCUCACCAAGAUGAUCCCCGUGGAUGAGUUCCUGCCCAUGAUGUUCGAUGACCAUCCAGAUAAGCACUACAUGUACGCCUUUGAGCCAAGGAACCUGAAGGCUUUCUCAGCCGAACCCCUGAUGAUCUACCCUACCCACUACACAGGGGAGGCCAACUACAUCACUGACACAGAAGCUGCUCCCGAUUCAAGGCUGGUCAUAGAGGAGGAUACAGGUUCCUCUCCUAUAGUCCCUGACCUGGACAAAGCGGACAGCGGAGACCAGCCGGCCGUACCCGCCAUGGGGCCCAGCGAAGGUCUGCCCACGCCCGACGGGGAGCCGUCAUCACAUGGCGGGGAACUCUGAUGAACGCAGUCGCGGGGCAGAAACAUAAACAUCACUUUACAGAGGGGGAGGGCAAGAUAUUUGCAUAAUGCAAGGUUCUAGCCGUCUUUCCGUCCUUGGACAGAAUUCGGCCACUGGGGAUGGACAUAAUUGUUGCCUAUUCCGUCCUCUGUGACAAACAAACAUUGGCAUGUAAAGAAAAUUUUUUUUAAAGACAAAAUUUUGUUUAUUUCCAGAAAUGAAACCAAGUUCAGUCUACCAGCUAAAUUUGCUAGAUUUAAAAAUUUUCCUGGUCCCCCCUAUGAUCAUCGCAUGCCUUAUAGGUUUCCAUUCAAAAUCCAGAGGACGGAAAAAAAAUUCAGGCUGACUUGAACACUGGCAUUAUGGCUUUGAAUGUUAAUGAAAACAUACAUGUCAAGUGCAUUGUGUAUAAGCCAACCCAUAGUUUGCACUACGUUUCAAACCAUGGGCUGGCUUAUUAGUAAAGCAUAAAAACUUAAAAUCUUUUAAUUAUUUCCACAAUUGGUUUUGGAUACUAGUAGAAUGUAAUUAUUGCAAUGCUUUUGGCACAAUUUUUCAGUAGAUCUAUUGAGCAUUAACCCUUGUCCUGCUGAUUUCUAUUAAUAAGUUUUCGGUACAAAGAAGAGCCAACAGCUAUAAGAUGGUUAAGAAAUAUUCAAAGCAAUGCAGUAAUUUUUACCUGACCUAUAUGGAGAUUUUAACUGACAUAAAUGUAGUAUACUUUUUAACUUCAUCAUUUGGUUCUUUAAGUUUGAACCAGAAAAAAAGUGGAGCUGAAUAACUGGAGGUUGGUAGGGAACAUUGAAUUAACAUUGAACAUUUUGGUACAGUAUUUGUCUAGGAUGAUGCUAUUUAACACAUUUUAAAUAUUAUUAGGAAAUGUCUGGUCAGAAGAACCGGCCUGAAAUUGGGUUUGUUUCAUAUGUUGUACAGCAUUUAACACAGCUGAAUUUGAAUAUGGCGGAUAACACAAUGCAGCAAUCUGAUGCAAACUUAUAAAUCAAUAUAAGGUACUUCAAGCAUGUACAUGAGCAAGUCAUAGCCAGGAAUGUAUUUGAUAAUCAGUAGCUUUUAGUGUAACAAAAAAAUUGUGCCUAAAAUCAAGUCUUUCAUGGAUGGAUACUAACAAUGACAUGCUUACAAUUGUCAAGACUAUCUUCUCAACAAUCAGUUUUUCUAAAUAGCCAAGAACGUAUUUGUAGCCUCCAUACCAUCCUUUGUAUUUACUAAUGGUUCUGCCUUUUUGCUUGCAAGGAGAAUGGGAUUGCCAGCUGUAACUAUGGAGGAUGGUAGCCAGGUAUCCAAAGAAUACAUUAGCCAAUUUGCUCAAUUAUUCAUUGGCAAGAAGUAACGUUGUUAGUUUGUACAUAGUUAUAAGUCCUUGCUGUGCUUCCACUUCUACAGAAUUUACAAUUUAUCAACAGGAAACAUAAAAUCCAGUAUUUGGAGUUUAUUUUCUUGAUGGCUAAAAUCUUGAGGUGCUAGUCAUAAUCAGUUUUCAAAGGACUAAGAUGUACACAUGUAUGCUUACAGUAUUAUGCUUAAAAUCUGUAAUGAAAUUGCAAUGUUCUCUGUAGAGUCUGUACCAAGUUAAGCAUGUGUACUAAUACUAUGUAUCUAUGACAAUCAUAUUCAUUCUGUAACAAGUACUAACAACUAUUGUAUAACUAACUUGCCCUGAUUGAAUGACAUGUAAAAAAAAACUUGUAAUUAUGUCAUAGCUUUCGGCUGUUUUCUUAGAAUUUAUGGUAGAGUCUAUAUAGGAACCUGCUUUUAUGGGUAAGGAUAUAUUUUUGUAUCUUUGUGGUGCUGGACAAACUGUUAUUUAGAUUUUAUUCCUUUAUUACAACAUGUAACAAAUACACCUGCAAUGUAAGUAACUUGAUACCAUUUUGAAAUACAGUAAAUACAUUUACUUUCAUGGUGGUUUUAUGUUUUGAUGGAAAGGAGGUUUUUGCAGUAUUUUAGAUUUGUGGUUGAGACAAUUCAGUCGUACAAAAGUAAUGAAGCCAUAUAUUUGCUGUGUCUUGGCUUUACAGUAUGACUUCUCCGCGAAAAUAAAACCACCAGUGUAACAGAUGUUCAAAACUAUACAGUAAUGAUGCCUAAUCAUGUUGCAGGAAAUUGUAUUAUAUGGACUGGAACUAACAUUAUUAUACAAUCCAAUGGUGCUAAACUGAAGUUAUGUAAUGUGAAGAUAAAAAAGGAACUGUUUUUUUCCAAAGUAGCAUCAGAAUAUUUAACUUAAUAAUUGAUAACUGUGAUACAUGUAUUACACAUUGUAUAUUUCUGACUCCAUCCCCCUUUGCAUUUGUGUAACUUACAUGUAUGUGUCUCUUCAACACUUGAUAACUGAGAAGCAGUACAGAAAUUUUAUCAGACACGUAAAAGAAAUACGCAGUAUACCAUGUUUAUAUAAGUUAAUGGCUACAUUAUACAGAAAAUUGUAAGCCUCUUUUUCUCUACAAUCGUCUAAUGUCAUGUAGUAAUUAGACAUAUGUCAUACAGUUAACUUUCAGAAAUAAAUUACUUUGAUGAUAAAAA
Messenger RNA from Branchiostoma floridae (Florida lancelet), 4353 nucleotides. RefSeq names its product procollagen galactosyltransferase 1-A-like. Gene Ontology annotation, molecular function: procollagen galactosyltransferase activity. Lineage: Eukaryota; Metazoa; Chordata; Leptocardii; Amphioxiformes; Branchiostomatidae. The record is from RefSeq and is a predicted model, not a curated record.